Molecule: messenger RNA, 843 nt
Organism: Thyridium curvatum
Lineage: Eukaryota; Fungi; Ascomycota; Sordariomycetes; Thyridiales; Thyridiaceae
Exons: 1
Coding region: 1-843 (280 amino acids)
Source: RefSeq, a predicted model, not a curated record
AUGGCAACCAGAGCUCUCGUAGUCGGCGGCACCAACGGCAUCGGCUACGCCAUCGCCUGCCGGCUCGCCGCCGACCACCCCGACUCGACCGUCAUCAUCAGCGGCCGCACCGAGCCCAAGAACAUCCCCCACCCCAACAUCCAGUUCCGCCGCCUCGACGCCUCCUCCAUGAAGGCCAUCUCGGGCUACGCGGAGCAGUUCAAGUCCGUCCGGGAGGAGUGGGACAUGCUCGUGCUCUCGCAGGGCAUCCUGACCACGGCCGGCCGCGCCGAGACCGCCGAGGGCAUCGACAACAAGAUGGCCCUGCACUUCUACGGCCGCCAGCUGCUCAUCCGCGAGCUGACCCCGGCCCUCAAGAGGGACGGCAAGGUGCUCGUCGUGCUCGACGGCGAGAGGGGCGACCCGGCCAAGCUGAUCUGGGACGACCUCGACCUCAAGACGCACUUCAGCAUCGCCAACGCCGCGGCCCACUGCAUCUCCAUGACCGACGCCAUGGUCCAGCGGUACGCCGCGCAGCAGAAGGAGCUCGGCACCCAGCGGCACUUUGUGCACGCCCUGCCGGGCUUCGUCAACACCAACAUCGCCGCCAACCUGCCCUGGUACCUCAAGACCCCGACGCGCGUCCUGAGCAGCGUCCUGGCCACGACGCCCGAGGCCUGCGCCGAGCACAUGCUCAAGGGCACGUACGACUGCGCCGCGGCCGGCGCCAGGGACGGCAAGCUCUGGAGCUGCAUCAAUGCCAAGGGCCAGGUGGUGCAGAACAAGCCGAAGUGGACGCAGGACCAGCUCGACAAGGUCGAGGCGCACACGUGGAAGAUUGUCGACGGUGCUUUGGCUGCCUGA